UCUUGACGAGCGCAAGUGUCCAGUUCAACGCGAUAGAGCAACCGCACCGGACAAGAAACUCCAAGAACGGUGUCUUGAAGGAACAAGGGACCCCGAUUUUUGUCCGUUAGUUUUCGUACCAGUCCUAAAGCGGGUGAACUUUGUUACAAUUAAAAAAUUGAGAUUUGAAAAAGCGAAAUUUGUGAAAACGAACCAAACAGUGUGGAGGAAAUAGUGAACUUCGCACCAGACAGUGUAGCUUUUGCACCGAUCGCCAAUGAUCUUCUUCCGAUCACUCGAUCGUACAUCGAUAGGCGAUAGAGUCAUCAAGAACGACGGCUAAUCUUAGCGGGCCGAGUGCCUAGUGAAGACGGAGGAAGAAAAAAAACGAAAUAGACACUUGAAAGUACAUUAGUUAAAGUGUGUGAACGAUGAAGACGGCCGUACCCUUAGGUUUGCUGUUGCUGCUCGGUUUGCUGGUGACCCAACCGGUCGAUGGCGCACCCUUCAACCAGCGCGACCCGGCGGACGAAGGCAGCGCGAUACCGGAAUCGAAGGUCGUCGAUUUGGAAAAUUUGACAGAAAGCGAACGGGAAUUCUUCCGGGAGACCGUCAACAUUACCGCGAUAAAGAUACAGCAGCAAGCGCUGCGGGACCGGCAGAACAUGAGCCGCACCAGCGGCCCGAUGGCCAUCACCCAGAGCACCAUCGACCGGAACGUUCCCGAUCGGGUGAAAACCAGAAAAGAGUACGCAGAGCACAUAAUCGGAAACAUCAAGCACAACAUCGAAAGCAACCUGAUGCGGAACGAUACCGUGUCCCAUCUGGCCGCCACGCACGAGAUGGCCUUUUCCGCCGUCUGCGAGAUGCCCAAAAACACCAACACCAGCCAAUGGAACGAAGACAACACCUGGAAUCUGUUUUUCCGUCUGCCUCACAAUAAGCAGUAUAAUUCUGUCAGCUCGGCUGUUCUAAGAUUGUACAUGAACGGACUCAACUCGACCGGGGCACGCAAUCAGCGGGAGUCGGGCAAUUGCAAGAACCCCUCGGAACAGAUGAUUCGCAUAACGGUUUCGGUGUACUUCCGCAAGAAUCGGAGAGACAAUGGAACUCCGGAACGGAAGAAGCGUAUCUGUAGCUGCACCACGAUCACCCAAUCGUACCGGGGUUGGAUUACGUUGGACACGCUGCUGGCGGUGAAGCUGUGGGAUAAACCGAACCGCAACUUGGGCAUUGCGAUCGAUGUGGAGGACCAGGAGGAUCGACCACUGCGGGCGGCCGAUUUCUUCCAGCCGGCCGAUUGCUCGGAGGCAAGUAAAACCAACGCUUCAGCCGUAUUUCCAUGGAGCUUUUUCGGAAGUCCACUCGCACGGACCGUUAAUGAAAUGGACGAUGUGCCACACUACCCGCGAAUAGACAUCGUUUUCCAGAGGAAUACGCAUCACAAUCAUCGUCUGUACCGUCCCAAGUACCACUACGGGUACGGUGUGCGUUCCCAUCUGGCGAAUGGUUCCACCGCCGGCAGCAACACAGGCAAUUCGUACGAGCACGAGGACGUGGAUCACCAGCCCGGCACCGGUGUCUCGGCCGGCGGUCACCACAAUUAUAAGCGCCCGCACCAUAUGCACGAUAUAUUAAAAAAGCUACACACCCACACGCAGCACGCCGUACAGCAGCCGGUGGUGAUCGGCCGGGCACAGAUGAAGCGUCGCCAUCUGAACCAUCACACCGUGGCCAUCAAUGACGAUUGUGAGGAAAACCAAUCCAUCUCCUCGUCGGCGAUGCUCGAUUCGACCGCUUCGUUAUCGGACGAGGAUCGGAACUUAUGAUUCGAUCGCGUUGCAUAAAUCGCUGUCGCUACAGGUUGUCGACGCGCGGCACACUAGCGGUCGUCCGAGUCGCUAGUGCCAGCCUCGACCCCACAACUAGCGACGGGGAUGGUAAUGUAUUUUCUAGCCGCUUAAUCAUCCUUCCGUCACGGAGCUUCUAGUGUGUAUUGAUUUUUUUUAGAGAGUAGACAUUCGGCGUACGGUUGCCCCAGGGGGCGCCGUCGUAACAAGCGCUUCCGUUAUUGAGUUCCUUUUAAUUAUUCCUUGUUCCUUAGGGGUUUUUCGAUUGAUUUUGAUCAUGCAGAAGAACUGUCCACAGUUCUGUUGAGCACAGGCGGGUCAAUCCCAAUCUCAUAGGGAUACACGCUGCUGUAGAGUUCCUGUAGAGCUCCUAAGUACUGUACUUAAGUUGAUUGAUGGUCGGUGACAGCUGUUAACGAGCCCGCGUUAUGAGUAAACGUUAUAACCCCCAGUAAACGUUAUAAACACAUGUUAGUGAGUGCGCACUAGGGCGCGGGAUGGGAAGACCAAUCGUUAAACACAUGCGCUUAGUCUUUAGCGAUAAAUAUGAAUGUUCGCGCUUGGUGGUCGCUAUUUGCACUCUAUGUUGUGCUAGGAAUCCGUUGUGUGAGUGUGUUUUUUUAUUUUAAUUACAGAACAGAUCCUUGAAUAUUUUUUUCAAAUGGUUAAGCUUUAUAUAUAUACGAUUACGAUACGAUACGAUUAAGUUACAUACACACAUACUAUAUUGGAAGUGCCGAACUGAUCAUUACACAACCAACUGUUACGAGCUGUUCGUCGUCGCGAACGGGCUCGCCGGUGGCAUACCGGACCGAAGGGAACUGCGCAGGUGAACAGGACGAUAAAAUCGUGUACAUAUUCAUUUCCCAUCUUUUCCGGUUUCACCGGCUUUCUGUCACACUGUGUGUGAGAUGAAGCACACCGCACUUACUAUCGUUGUACCUAGAUGUAUUAUUUAUUACACUUAUCAGCCAGGUUCCCUCCUUGGAGGGGGGAAAAAGACUGUUUUUGUUCAGAUAUUGCCCAAAGCUGCUGCAAAAACGUUCGAUCGUUCGAUAGCUAAAGUUCAGUUUUCCUUCCGCCAUCCGGAUGGCUUUUAUGUACUCGUUUCAGGCUUUUAGAGCAAUUCUUCGUGCAAAAUUCUUGCCGGUACAUCUUGUAAUCACAUGUAACAAAAGGUCGAGAUACGCAUGGCGAUCCAUGCGGCACUACUGGUCGAAACAUCAUACAUACACGGAGUAGAAUAGAUUGUAAAUAUCUAGGGAAGAGGACGUACGGUACACUUGUCUGCUGUUGAACAGAAGCAGCUACAGUACAGGGUGAAACUAUUUUUUAUCAUUUGCUCGACACACAGUUCGGUACUCUUCGGUAGUGAAUAGCGCAGCAAUGCAGUAGGACUAGAUAAUGGCCAAUGGUGACGCAUAAGCUGUUUGUGCCCGAUUUGGACAAUGAUGAUUUCGAAACAUUUGAAAAAAAAAAAACAAUUACAAUUAAUGUAGACUAGUAUUGUAACGGCUAGUUAA
This is a messenger RNA of Anopheles moucheti, 3352 nucleotides long. RefSeq names its product protein anachronism. NCBI's taxonomy places the organism in Eukaryota, Metazoa, Arthropoda, Insecta, Diptera, Culicidae. Bases 411 to 1808 code for a protein of 465 amino acids. The transcript has 6 exons. The record is from RefSeq and is a predicted model, not a curated record.